Homalodisca vitripennis (glassy-winged sharpshooter) is the source of this 681-nucleotide messenger RNA. RefSeq lists its product as uncharacterized. The annotation marks the transcript as partial. The record is from RefSeq and is a predicted model, not a curated record. The transcript is spliced from 2 exons. NCBI's taxonomy places the organism in Eukaryota, Metazoa, Arthropoda, Insecta, Hemiptera, Cicadellidae.
AUGAGAGACAUGGAACAGUAUUCGCGGAUCUCUAACAUUGAAAUUAGCGGAGUUCCUGUGUCCCAGAAUGAAAAUUUGGAGAGUCUGCUGUGUGAUAUUUCCAAGGCCAUCAACGUGGAGCUGAAGGAGGAGAGUGUCGAGGCGGCGCAUAGAGUCCCCAGCUACAACAAGAAGCGAGCUGCCCCCAUCGUCGUCAAGUUCAAGUCCCGACGAGACAAGGAGACGUGGAUCAACGGCUUCAAGGCGACGCGACCCCUGACAGCUGACAAGAUCAACCCGAGGAUGCCGAAGGAGAAGGUGUUCAUCAAUGAGCACCUUUCACCAGCAAACAAGCAACUCCUCUCCAAGACCAAGGAGGCUGCAAGGGACCGCGGCUACAAGUUCGUCUGGACCAAGGACGGGAAGAUCUUCGCACGGAAGGACAGCGGCGAUAGAGUAUUGAAGAUCACUGGUAACAGUGCUCAGCAGUGGAAGUUGAUUAACAGCCUAACUGAUAAGACAGAUAAGCAGCUGAUAACGUGUGUUCAAGACAGUGACGGCAACAAUGUAGAGGAUCCACAACAAUUGGCAAACAUGUUCAAUGAAUACUUCAUAAACGCUCCCUUAUCACUGGUGCCCCACACUGGUGGAGUGGAUGCAUCUGGUUGCGUCUACCAAAUAAACAGCCUGUUCUUAUACCCC